AUGAGGCAACGACUGUCUGAGAAGUGGUGUUAGUUCCUAGAGGUAUUGGAAGCAAGUUGCAUUCCAGUACUUCUGGCCAACGAUUGGGAGUUGCCGUUCUCGGAGGUCAUCGACUGGAGUAAAGCGGCUGUUGUAGCAGACGAGCGGACGCUCUCGCGGUUGCCUGACUUGCUGCGCAACUUCCCCGACAGCCAAAUAGUCAAAAUGCGGGAGCAGGUGCGCUUCAUCUGGAACAGUUACUUUUGCUCCGUUGAUGCUAUCGUCCAUGCCACCCUCAUGUCUAUUCGUGACCGUUUGACGUUGCGCCAGAAGAAUUACGAUCUCUGGAAUAGAAGACCAGGUGGUGUAUUAUUCUCCGAGUCGACUACCAUCAACGGUUGCGAGUAUCCAUCACCUAGUCUUCCUGUGAAGUGCCAAGAUGAAAUAAACAAGGGCUUUACUUUGGUGGUUACAAUUCGUCACCCAUUUUGUACAGACUUUAUGAAGCUCUUGAGGAAACUUGCCUCUGUGUUCAUGCGAUCUCGACACCUCAAAAAGGUUAUCAUAGUAUGGCAGUGCAGCAAUCAACUACCGCUCUCUUCGGAAAAGCUCUCGGCGGAAAUGUUCAAUGGUCUGCCUGUCUCCCUCUCUUUUGCAUCGCUACCCAAGGUCUCGUCACCUACUACCUCUGUAACCCCUUCUCCUUCUAAUCGUUUUCUGCCCGCUCACAAAGACAUUCCUACUGUUGCUGUUUGGAGUGCUGAAUUGGAUGUUGCCGAUUCUUUGGAUCUGCAUCAAAUUGAUGCUGCCUAUGCAUUGUGGCUGCAACACCCGCAUCGCCUUGUCGGAUUCACCGCUCGUACACACAUCUGGGAUAACAAGAUAGGCUCCUGGAACUACUCUGUCAAUGCUUCUUCCUACGGCAGCUUCUCGAUGGUCCUCCUCAAUGCGGCAGUUUACCAUAGAUACUACCACACAUUGUAUUGGCGACUGACAACACCCAAGAUGCAGGAGACUAUCGACACCUUGGCUACAGGUGAAGACAUUCUUUUCAACUGCGUGGUGGGCUACGCAACUCAGUCGGCUCCGCUCCUCUUGACUAUCGAGGGAUCACGCCCCACAAUGUCCUCAGAGGCUUCUAGUGAGCUAGUUAACUACAUGGGUGGGUCGACUUUGGACGCCAAUCAGCGCUCUCAAAUCACACCGAAUGUAGUACUGUCAUAUCGACACACAUGUCUGCGAGCCUUUGCCAACCACUUCAUACCCCUUCACAAUACAGCCUUCCUCAACCCUCAGACUGGACGGCACUUUGGUCUCGUGAACUCCACAAAUGGUUCUUUCCUUCCUCUCUAUCAUAGCAACCUU
Messenger RNA from Hydatigera taeniaeformis, 1344 nucleotides. NCBI's taxonomy places the organism in Eukaryota, Metazoa, Platyhelminthes, Cestoda, Cyclophyllidea, Taeniidae. The record is from the annotation of a GenBank genome assembly.